AAGAAAUCAUAUGUUGUAAAAUGUUUGUGCACAUAAGAAUAGAGCAUUCCCAGACAGCAAAUAUGGGGACUACACAGUCACAGAACAGUGAGAUAGAAAAUGGAAAUGAAGUAGAAGUAGUAAAGCUUCCAUAUAACUGUAAUACCAUACUAAGAGAAGCCGACUCAUCGUCACCGGCAGAUUUGCAGCAGCUAUAUCAUCAACUUUGUGAUGGAGUUUACUUGAACCACAAGAAAAAGAAAUAUUGGGUCGAAAAGAAGUCGAACACCAACUGCUUUCUCUUGUUUGCUAGAGACCUCUUAAUCACUUGGGACGAUGAUGAUCGUUUCUGGCACUGGUAUUGCCCGAGCAAUGAGAUGAUAGAGGUUUCUGAGUUAUUAAAUAUUUGUUGGCUCGAAAUUCAUGGUAAUUUCGAUACGAGAAACCUGUCUCCUAAUAUUCUAUAUGAAGCUGCAUUCAUGGUCAUGCUUAAGGACCCUGCUUAUGGAUGGGAAGUUCCUGUGAACCUCAGACUCACCCUUCCCAAUGGAACCAAGCAACAACACAAACAAAACUUAGCAGAAAAACCUAGAGGACAAUGGAUAGAAAUUCCUGCCGGUGAGUUCUUCACUUCACCGGAAAAUGUCGGGCCGAUGGAAAUUUCUCUGUACGAAUACGAGGGUGGGAAAUGGAAGAGGGGACUAGUGAUCAAAGGCAUCAUCAUUCGACCUAAAAACUAUGCUUUAAAUAUUGAUCCAUAACUUGUCGGUCAUUCAAGAAGUGUACUACGUAUAAUUCACAUUCAAGCCAGUGGAAAAAAGAGUGAAGGUUUAAAUAAUUUUGAGAUAGACUAUAUGUAGUUAUGGUUUCUGACAUCUCAUCAGAGCUAGAGGUAAUUAGCAACUGCUAAUUCAUGGAUUUAACUCGUUAUUACAUGUAAUUUUAUGGAAAUGGAACUAAAAGAAAGAUUUUUAUGCAAUGUGCACUUGCAAGAACAACAUUCAAUAAUGUUUACUACAAGAACAUAGUGUCUUAGAAACCAAUACCCUCUAUAAUUUCUCACCUUCGUCCUCUCCUGUUCUUCAGCGUAUCCGGUCCUCACUGCCAUUCAUAUCAUCAAGACCUGUAAAUUAGAUUAAGAUUUACAAUCAAAAUUUUAGCAUGAUUUAUGUAACUGUACUGACUACCUAUUUGUAUGCGAAAUAGUUAGUCUUUGGAGCUA
Messenger RNA from Mercurialis annua (annual mercury), 1201 nucleotides. RefSeq names its product lectin-like. The transcript is spliced from 3 exons. The record is from RefSeq and is a predicted model, not a curated record. Lineage: Eukaryota; Viridiplantae; Streptophyta; Magnoliopsida; Malpighiales; Euphorbiaceae. Bases 21 to 740 code for a protein of 239 amino acids.